AUGGGCGUACUCCCAUUUCGCAGUCGUCCCUACGCACCCAAUCGUGCGAUCAUCUCGACACGCGCCGUCGUAACCUUCGCACUGCUCCUCCUCCUCCUCCUCCUCCUGCUGCUCCGCUACCACCAACAUCCCGAAGCAGACGCAUCACCAACCCCCUACACCAAAGCCCUCGUAGUAGCAUCCACCUCGGCCACGGCGCCCAACGCGACAGCCUGGCUCCCCGACGUCCCGCCGGGCUGGGCUGUGUACCACUACAUCACGGAUGACGCAGCGCCCGCGCCGCCGGCCCUCCCCGUGCCGGCCGACCGGGGCAACGAGGCCAUGGCGUACCUAACGUACAUCAUCGACGGGUACGCGGCGCUCCCGGACGUCGUCUACUUCCACCACGGGCACUACCGGUCGUGGCACCAGGCGCUGGACUCGGUCUCCGAGGUGCGCGGCCUGCGGGCUGAGCAUGUCGUCGAGCGUGGGUACGUCUCGCCGAGGUGUGUGGCAGGGUGCGAGAACGUCAUGCCGGUCUCGUCGGACGCCGUGGGGCUGGGGAACCUACACCUCGUAGCUCGCGAUGUGAGGUUGAGGACAUUCCUGGGGGAGUUCCUGGAUGCGGGCGAGGAGAUCCCGGAGAAGAUUGCGGCGCCGUGUUGUGCGCAGUUUGUUGUCAGCCGGGAUGCGAUAAGGUCGAGGAGCUUGGGGUGGUGGAGGGGCAUGCGAAAUUGGCUUAUGAAUACUUCGCUAUCGAGUUAUGACAGUGGAAGGUUAUUGGAAUGGACUUGGCAUAUCUGGUUUGGUGAGGCGCCGCAGUUGUGA
Truncatella angustata is the source of this 807-nucleotide messenger RNA. RefSeq lists its product as uncharacterized. The coding region runs from base 1 to 807 and encodes 268 amino acids. NCBI's taxonomy places the organism in Eukaryota, Fungi, Ascomycota, Sordariomycetes, Amphisphaeriales, Sporocadaceae. The record is from RefSeq and is a predicted model, not a curated record. The transcript has a single exon.